AAGUAGAAAAAAAAAGAAAAAAAAGAGAGAGUACGUAAUAAAAUUAAAAGAUAAAAAAGGAGAAAGGCGAUGAAAUUCUUUGAAACUGAAUAAAUAUAGGAAGACAGUGAUAACCUGAAAAAGCUCAAGAAGGAAGUUUCCUGGAAAAUACCUGCUUCCUCUCAUGGAUUUUCCCUUCAUAACCACCCACAUCUUCCCUUCUCUUUCUCAUCAUCUUCUUCUUCAUUCUUCUCUUUCUCUCUCCUUUCCCCAAUUCUUCAUUCUACAACAACCACCAUGAAACAACUUCUCAAAUCAAUUAAUCCAAAAAAAAUCAUUUCAUUCAAAAAACCCAAAUCAUCCUUUUCCUUAACUAAAUCCGAACCGUGUUCAUUCGCAUCCUCUUACUCUAACUCCUCAUCUUCCUCCGACUCAUCUACACAACACAAGUCGGGUCAUACUCCGGCUCGAACGCGGUCCGAAGAACUCACUGUGAAAUCCGAUCCAUGGAUGGAAGAAACUUUCAAAAUGAUGGACUUAGACGGUGAUGGUAAAAUCACGCGAGUUGAACUUCACUCGCUUUUCAAGCGCGUAAGAGUUAACGCGCAAUCAAUGACGGAAGAUGAAAUUGCAGAUAUGAUUAAAGCCAUCGAUAUCGACGGUGAUGGUUGUAUCAGUCUCCAAGAACUUGAAGCCGCUGGAUCUGUUCUUGAUCCAACGGCUGCAGAUGAAGAUGAUCUUAAAGGUGCGUUUGAUUUUUUCGAUGCUAAUCAUGAUGGUAAGAUUUCAGCGGAAGAACUUCACGCAGGGUUUAUAGCAUUAGGUGAUGAACGGUGCACGUUAGAAGAUUGCCGGCGUAUGAUAGAAGGUGUGGAUAAAAAUCAAAAUGGAUAUGUUUGUUUUGAAGAUUUUAGUCGUAUGAUGAGUUUAUCAAGAAGAUAAAAUUACUUUUUAAUUUUAAUUUUAAUUUUAUUUUUUCUGGUAUGAACUUGGGUAGUUGAUUUGAAUUCGGGUUCAAAUGUUCGACUUGGCUAGCCUAUGAUCUAGAUUAAAUCGAGUAUUGAGGAUCCGAGACGGGUAUUUGACAGAAUUUGAUAGUGAAAAUUGAGAAGUAUGAUCAUACUAGAAUCUACAUGGUUUAUGUACCGUACAUAUUUUGUCCUACGAGGAGGAAUGAAAUGAAAUGAAAAUUUCAGCUUAA
Amaranthus tricolor (Joseph's coat) is the source of this 1180-nucleotide messenger RNA. RefSeq names its product probable calcium-binding protein CML36. Bases 277 to 921 code for a protein of 214 amino acids. Gene Ontology annotation, molecular function: calcium ion binding. The transcript has a single exon. NCBI's taxonomy places the organism in Eukaryota, Viridiplantae, Streptophyta, Magnoliopsida, Caryophyllales, Amaranthaceae. The record is from RefSeq and is a predicted model, not a curated record.